Molecule: messenger RNA, 1879 nt
Organism: Sinocyclocheilus grahami
Lineage: Eukaryota; Metazoa; Chordata; Actinopteri; Cypriniformes; Cyprinidae
Product: PHD finger protein 23B-like
Exons: 5
Coding region: 541-1482 (313 amino acids)
Biological process (GO): positive regulation of protein ubiquitination; negative regulation of autophagosome assembly; negative regulation of autophagosome maturation
Cellular component (GO): nucleus
Source: RefSeq, a predicted model, not a curated record
CCUGUCAGAAAAUCUCAUAUGUUGAACUACAUGUCCCAUGAACCCUUGGAGAGACAAUUUUUACAUCGCAACAGCAAUUUGACCGCAAGGGGUUUCUGGAGUCAGUUGACAUCGUCGACUCUAGUGAGGCGCGCCGCAGGCGACACGCAGACGUAAUUUUUGGGGAACUUUGGUCCUUUCCCCCACUUCGUCGAAAAGGCAUAAUAACGCGAACGCAGAGUUUAUGUUACUAACAUUCGUUGCAAAAACAUGCUGGAUCCCUGGUGGUCCGUUAGGUAAUUGAAUUGCCAGCUGGAUCAUUUUUGCAACGCUGGUUGCUGGCCAAAACUAAGUUAAUCAAUCUUUCCCGGGAUUUAAGAGCCAGCGAUAUUUCAUUGGAGCAGUUUGUAAAACGAAGUAAACUCGUCGUUGGAAUCAUUCCGAUGCCCAGCUAGCGACUACAGCUAGUCAGUCAGCCGGGGCUUGCUGCGCCCAAGCCGGGCGAAGAUUGACGCUGCACGGUGUCACCCAACUGAAGAGGAUCGAGCUUAUUAGGCGACAAUGCUUGAAAUAAUGUCCGAACACCAAGAUUCAUUACUGAAGUGCAAAGCAGAGACUCUGCCAUCAGAGAGAAGAAAGAGGACAGUGGAGGACUUCAACAAGUUUUGCAGUUUUGUUCUUGCAUAUGCUGGUUACAUCCCUUCUCCAAAGGAGGAAAGGCCAUGGUCGCCAGCAUCCUCCAGUUCUCCAAACAGCUCUGGUGCUUCAGGUGAAGGCAGCGUUUUAGGUGGAGCGAGUUCUAACAUGGCUCCCAACUGGAGUCACGGCACGUCGGACUUGCACACCAUCCACACGUUCGUUCGCAAGGCUCGUGCCAAUAAGAGCAACAAGAGCAUGCGGCGGCUGUCGUCUGACAGCGCCCUGAUGGACAAAAUGUGUUUAAAAGACCCUUUCUAUGAGGGCCAGGUCGCCAGCAAAGCUGAGCGCAAAAAGGACAAGAAGCUGAAGCGUCUUUCUCUCGGUUCCGGCGUUGGUGACAGCAGCAGCAGCGGUGGCGAGAAGCGUGCAAGGAUCAAGCGCAGUAAAAACCCCAAACAGUCCAAAGCGCUUAAGAGCUCGGCCCAAAGCGAGACAGACUCAGAGCAUGGUCUCGGGCAUGGAGAAGAGCAUUUGGACCAGGGAGCAGCGGCUGAGCGCAGACUACAGGCCCAGGUGAAAGAAGAAAAGGAGGAAGCCACCAGAGAGGCAGAUAUGAGUUCCAGUGAGGGAGAGACUUGGAUAGCUGAUGAAGACAUAAUGGUGGAGUCAGGGGAUGAUUCGUGGGAUUUGAUCACCUGUUACUGCGGUAAACCAUUUGCAGGACGGCCCAUGAUUGAAUGUAAUCAGUGCAGUGUGUGGGUGCACCUCUCUUGCGCCAAAAUUAAGAAGUCUAACGUGCCCGACAUAUUUAACUGCCACAAAUGCAGAGACUCUCGACGGUCAAGUCAGAAAAAAGACACUUAGAUGAGGGUGAUCAUUCCCUCAAAGCUCUGAGUGUUCCCAUUUCUCCAGUUUUUGUAUCCAAAAGCAUUUUUUCAGUUUCAAAAUACACGUUUUCCUCUCUUUCUAGUUACUCCUUACAUGUUUUACAGUCAGUAGUCUCCAUUACAGAGUUCACUGAGAAAUAAUGUUUGUACUGAUCUCUUACCUCCCGAGUUGGUAAUUGAUCUUGGCUCAUUUGUAACUGUUUCAGAGAUGCGUAAGCUAAUUGUCAUUUGUUUAAAAUAAGAAGCUUGCAUAUUUAGUAAGUGCCACUAUUUUUCUUUAAGAAAAGUUAGAGAACACAGCCACACUACAUUUUCACAGAUGUAUACUAUAUUGGUUACUUUGGUACUACAAGAGUCUAUUUAAAAGUAAUAAA